AUGUCGUCGCCCCACAAAGCCGGACCGGCCGAGGAAAUCGCGCCCACUACUAGCAAAUCCCCCUCCACUAGUCCGGGUGCUAGAAAAUCAACUUCACCAGCGAAAUCGAAAUCAUCCUCGCCACAGGCGACGUCGCCGGGCGGCCUUUUAUCAGGCGAGCUACUUCCCAGCGCCGAAAUCCCCGGACCGCUCCACACCAUUGAAAUUGACAAUGAUGAAGUAGAAUCUACAUAUAAUGAAGGAGCGACACGGAAUCUCUGCGGUCAUCAAUCAUGCGCUACAAGUGGGAGCACGGACGGCGGUACCAUGCAUUCAAAGAUGGGGAGUAUUGGCACGUCUUCCUCCAUCUUCUCUGCGUCCAGUAGCUGGCCAUCAGUCCACGGCGGCUCGGCGGCUAACUGGGUCAUAUUCAGGGCUCCUAAUGAUGACAUACAACAGGAUGCCGAGGCUCUUCAGCACGAGAUGUACCGCCGCGUCUUGGGCGGCAAGCUCUUCAUGUCUCCCAUUCCUGACGAUGCACAGGCCGUUCUGGACCUAGGCUGCGGAGCCGACGUCGCCGACGAAUUACCAUCCGCAGAAGUCACGGGCAUCGAUCUUUCGCCAAUCCAACCGGCAUUUGUGCCGCCCAACUGCCGCUUCGAGAUCGAUGAUAUGAACCAGGAGUGGACAUUUCCAGAAAACAAGUUUGAUCUAAUCUUCAUGCGCAGCGCACCUGGUUGUGUGCCAGACUUUGUUGAGUUUGCUAAGAAAGUCAAGCGACACCUUAAACCGGGCGGCUGGUUUGAGCAUGCGCAAGCCUCUGGGCUCGUGGAGUCUGAUGACGGCACCGUAAAGCCCGACUCGGCCGCACGUCAGUGGUACUCCAUUUUUGCUACACUAGGCGAAAAGACAGGCAAAUCGUUCAUGACAAGCGAGGAAGCGCCGGCGGCCAUCCGCGAGGCAGGCUUCGACAACAUCGAAGAGCACAAUGUCAAGCUUCCUAUUGGCACGUGGCCGCGCGAUCCAGUGCUCAAGCAGUGGGGUGCCUGGAACCGAAUGUUUCUACUGCAAGCCAUUGAAGGAUUCUCUAUCCGCGGACUGACUACUAUGCUAGAUUAUUCCUUCGAGGAGGCGCAGUUAUACCUUGUUCAGCUGCGCAAGGAGCUAACUGAUCCUCGUAUUCACGCAUAUAUUUAUUUCCGUGUUGUUUACGCGCAGAAAUCUUUGAAUGAUGAGAAUUAA
Molecule: messenger RNA, 1221 nt
Organism: Scedosporium apiospermum
Lineage: Eukaryota; Fungi; Ascomycota; Sordariomycetes; Microascales; Microascaceae
Exons: 8
Coding region: 1-1221 (406 amino acids)
Molecular function (GO): methyltransferase activity
Source: RefSeq, a predicted model, not a curated record